AUGGAAGAAGAAGUCAAAAAAAUAUAUAAAUCUCAGCAGAAUCAGCACAAUAUUGAAUUAACAACUUCAAUAUUUUAGUAAAUAGAUAUGCAGCCUGAGUUUGAAAAGAAAUCGAAAAGGAUAAUUAAAACACUGAAAGGAGGUUAUUAGUAAAGUACCUUAGUAAAAUACAUGACAAAUAAAAAUAGAGAAAGAAAGUUGUGAGUUCAAUAAACCAAAUAGAGAUCAAGAGUAAUUGUAGAAUAUGGGAAGAGAAUAAAGAGAAAGAAAAGUAAUUGCAAUUCAAGAGAGUAAUUGUUUAAUCGCCACUUAACUAGUAAAAUUCUGUAAUUUUACCUCUGCAAUUCAUUAACUAGCUUAACUUCUAAACUCUUACUUCCACAAAAUAAUUAGAAUUGAAAUCUAAAAAGAACACUGAGAUGACAGUAAAAAGUAGAAGAAUGCUGAUAACUAAAGUAAUUAUCCGGAGAAGUAACUAGAAUAAAUAUGUAAAUAACAAAAAUAGUCCUGCGAUUAAUGUGGACGUCCUUAUGAAAAUUUAAAUAGUUAUAAAACCCAUGUAUACCAUAAACAUGAAGGGUUACACCUUACGAAAAACAGAUAUAGUUAGAAUGGAAAGGGAGUUGUGGCUAGUUUGA
Molecule: messenger RNA, 638 nt
Organism: Paramecium sonneborni
Lineage: Eukaryota; Ciliophora; Oligohymenophorea; Peniculida; Parameciidae
Source: the annotation of a GenBank genome assembly